AUUUUUUUCCCUCGUACUCUCCCAUAAACCAAAAAAGAGUUGGUGAGUACAGCAGAUUUAGUACUUGAACGUAUUACAAUUGUUGAAGAUUCAGCAACCACCAUCAAAAGCUAACUUUGCCAGUUGCCACCAACAACCUUUACUUUCCUCGUUAUCCUCCAUCCUUACAGAACUAAAUUUCUGUUCUUAACAGACAAUAGAGAUAGCAAGCAAACUGAGCAUCCGUAAGAAAACCAUGGGAAGAUUUUCUAAUUGUCUUUCAACCAUGGAAUUGCUUUUUGGCUACAUGAUUCUUACAGUGUUGAUGCUCAUUUGCAUGGAAUCAAACAAAGUUGAAGCUCAAGUGCAGCCACCCUUUCCUCCAAAUUAUGAAGUAAAAGCUCUUCGUGAGAUUGCAGCAGAACUCGGAAAGAAGGAUUGGAAUUUCAGUGAAAACCCUUGCAACAAUAAGUCCAGCUGGUUUACUCCACCUCCGCCGCCAAAUGUGCCACGGGCCAUUUACAACAGUACUGUCACCUGCAAUUGCUCCUUCCCCAAUGGUGAAUGUCAUAUUGAUGGCAUCUAUCUUACAGGGCAGGAUCUUGAUGGUGUUCUGCCACGCUCACUUGUCAAGCUAUCAUAUAUUAAAACACUACAACUCUAUCUGAACUAUCUUAAGGGUACAAUACCUCGUGCAUGGACUGCUCUGAAGUUGGAGUUUGUGUAUCUUGCUAUGAACCGCUUAUCGGGGCCAAUUCCAGGCUAUUUGGGAAACAUUACCACUCUAAAAUAUUUGUCCCUUGAGAACAACCUAUUUUCUGGAACUAUUCCUCCUGAGCUGGGGAAAUUGGUUAACCUGGAAAACCUUACCCUUAAUGCUAACUAUCUCACAGGAGAGUUCCCCUCAGCCCUUGCUAAUCUGUCCAAUCUAAAAGAACUUAGGAUUAGCAGUAACAAAUUCACUGGAAAAAUACCCAACAUUUUUCAAAGUUGGAAGCAACUUGAGAAAUUAGAGAUUCAAGCUGGUGGUUUUGAAGGGCCAAUUCCUUCAAGCUUAGCACUCUUGCAUAAUUUAACAGAACUAAGGAUCAGUGACUUACCUGGAGAGGGUUCAAAGUUUCCAAACUUGGAAAAUAUGAAAAACAUGUACAGAUUGAUGUUACGUAGCUGCAAUAUAUCUGGACGAAUCCCGGAUUUUAUAUGGGAAUUUUCAAAACUGCAAAUUUUAGAUCUCACCUUCAACAAAUUGGAAGGUAACAUUUUAGAUUCUGAAAGCCUUACAAAAGCGCAAUACAUGUACCUGACAAGCAACUGGCUUACUGGGCACAUUCCAGAAUGGUUGAGUAUUAGAGAUAGCCGCUACCAGAUAGAUCUUUCUUACAAUAAUUUGUCUGAAAGCUCUGAGCUGGCUUCUUGUCGGGAAAAUCUGAAUUUGUUUAGAAGCUUUUCAGGAGGCAAAAACUCAGGACUUGAUAACUGCCUGAAGGGCUUUCCUUGUUCAAAAGAUUGGUAUUCAAUACAUAUAAAUUGUGGUGGAGGAGCAACAACUAUUAAAGGCAUCAACUAUGAAGCAGAUGACGACUUAGGAGGUCCAGCAAAAUAUUUUCCUCUCAAAGAGACUUGGGAAACUAGUAGCACUGGGCUUUUCUGGGAUACCUCUGUUUCUUCAAGGGACUAUAUAGCACAAAAUGUUUCCAUUCUUAGAACAAACAACUCCGAAUUAUACACAAGAGCACGCCUCUCUCCUCUUUCCCUCACAUAUUAUUUUCGUUGCUUAGCAAAUGGAAAUUAUACAGUUACGCUUCACUUUGCAGAGAUAGUUAUCAGAGACAAUAGAUCCUAUCAAAGUCUUGGAAGAAGGAUAUUUGAUGUUUAUGUCCAGGAGAAACUUGAAUUGAAGGAUUUCAAUAUUAAAAAUGAGGCAAAGGGGGUUGAUAAAGCAGUUAUUAGGACAUUUAAAACGGUUGUCAGGAACAAGACUUUAACUAUACGCUUUCACUGGGCUGGGAAGGGGACAACUGGUACCCCAAGAAGAGGAACAUAUGGUCCUCUGAUAUCAGCUAUCUCAGUAGACUCCGAUUUCAAGCCUCCAGUUCCUAUUGGUGAGAAUGAGAAUAUGAAGUUUGUAGUGGGAGCUGUUGUUUCUGUUCCUUGCCUGAUUUUCAUAAUCCUAGGCAUUCUAUGGUGGAAAGGCUAUUUUCAAUGCGAGCCAUCAAGGGAACAAGUCCUGAGGGGGUUAGAUAUGCAGACUGGCUUUUUUACGUUCAGACAAAUGAAAGUUGCUACUAACAACUUUGAUGGUGCAAAUAAAAUUGGUGAAGGUGGUUUUGGAGCUGUCUACAAGGGUGUACUACUGGAUGGUACCAUAAUUGCAAUUAAAAAACUUUCUUCAAAAUCAAGACAAGGAGAUCGUGAAUUUCUGAAUGAACUAGGGAUGAUUGCAGGAUUACAACACCCAAAUCUUGUUAGGUUAUAUGGAUGUUGUGUUGAGGGAACUCAGCUGUUGUUGGUAUAUGAACACAUGGAAAAUAAUAGCCUUGCACGUGCUUUAUUUGGUCCUACAGAAAGCCAGCUGAAAUUGGACUGGCCUACCAGGCAGAAAAUUUGUCUAGGCAUAGCAAAAGGUCUGGCUUUCCUGCAUGAGGAAUCGGGUUUAAAAAUUGUUCACAGAGACAUCAAAACUACCAAUGUGCUACUUGAUGGGGAUCUCAAUGCUAAAAUCUCUGACUUUGGUUUGGCCAAGUUUGAUGAGGAGGAAAACACCCAUAUUAGCACCAGAGUUGCUGGAACUAUAGGAUACAUGGCCCCAGAAUAUGCAUUAUGGGGCUAUCUGACCUACAAGGCAGAUGUUUAUAGUUUUGGGAUUGUUGCAUUAGAAAUUGUUGCUGGAAAGAACAAUACAAAAUAUCGACCAGAGGAGGAUUAUGUAUGCCUUCAAGAUUGGGCUCUUGUUUUACAACAAAAGGGAAAUUUAAUGGAGUUGGUGGAUCCAAGGUUGGGGACCGAGUUCAAUGAGGAAGAGGCAAUGAGAAUGACAAGAGUAGCUUUAUUGUGCACAAAUUCAUCACCAGCACUUAGACCUAUCAUGUCUGAGGUAGUAAGCAUGCUUGAAGGUCGAACCCCUGUUCCUGAAUUAAUCAUGGAUCCUAGCAUCUUUGGUGAUGAGAUGAGAUUCGGAGCACUAAAAGACCAACUCAACCGAAUGCAAUCUCGGGAGGGUGGUGAAACCACUACGUUUACUCAGCCAUCAGAUUCAACAGCAUGGCCUGGCCCUUCCUCAACGUUUGUUCAAGAUCCAUCAAAUCAAUCUUGAUUACUGUAUUAGUGAAGAGACUGACUUCAAAACUAAUAGAAGGCUAAAAUAACCAAAAAAAAAAAAAAAAC
Messenger RNA from Durio zibethinus, 3363 nucleotides. RefSeq names its product putative leucine-rich repeat receptor-like serine/threonine-protein kinase At3g14840. Gene Ontology annotation, molecular function: protein kinase activity; ATP binding. Lineage: Eukaryota; Viridiplantae; Streptophyta; Magnoliopsida; Malvales; Malvaceae. The record is from RefSeq and is a predicted model, not a curated record. Gene Ontology annotation, biological process: protein phosphorylation.